UCGGCUUUCCCUCCCUCUGCAUCGGCCGGCAAGCAGCUGAUAUGACAGGAGGAUACUGUAUCACACCGUGAAAAGCUGACUUAAAAACUUCAUGUGGAAAGUAGGCGGAUGUGGCGGGAGCUCGAUACAGGUGUGAUAAGGAUAAGGCGAAACGGAGGAGUCUUUUCUUUUUUUGAUGCGAUGGGAUUUGCUACUUUCGUGUGAAGAGGCGGACCUAUGAGACGCUCAAUAUGCUGAAGCUGUCCCCGGUGUUUGUAUACUGUACGUGGAAGUACAGAGACUAUUUUCUUCAAACUCACAGGCCUACGUAAGGAUUUAACACUUGAUAUUAUUCCUAUCUCCCGGACAUCUUGGUGUAGAACAGCCCUCUACCAUUGGCUCUGUUUUUGUUUUGGACAGGGGAUUCCUUCAGAGGCUGCAUGUGCUGUGGAGCCAAUUCACCACACGGUCUUUUUUCCUAGCAAAUCUUUUUUUUAUUUAAUUCAUACAAUUAGACAUGGGGGGCUGGCUUGUGGUAUCUCCCAGCAGUCACCCCUCUAAAACAGCCAGUAAACCCAUUAGAGGCUAAUACUCUUUUUUGGAGGGGGUCUUAUUUCAAAGUCGUUGACCCACGAUGAACUAUUAUUUUGAUUGCCCCAGUCAUCCCUACUGUAACGGAUACGAAUACCUAGGCUUUCCCCUCAUUUUUUACCACCAUGAGUUACAUCCACAAGGUAUUGAAUGUAUUGCUACGUGGACUCGUCAUCUAUGCGGUACUGGGCUUGGAGUGCACUUACUCGAAUGAUCUACCCAGCAGCCACCAGUCUGAUGCUGCAAAUGUAGCACCCACAGACCCCUGUCUCAUCGUGAUGCCGCCAUGCAUGGGCGAAGGCGACCGCUUCAGUCUGGAGGCUCUGCGGCACAUCCACAAACAGCUGGACGACGACAACGAUGGGGGAAUAGAGGUCAACGAGAGUGUAGAGUUUAUAAUAGAAGACAUGAAGCAGCAGCAGACCAACAAACACAGCAACCUGCACCGUGAGGACCAGCACAUCACUGUGGAGGAGCUGUGGAAGGGCUGGAAGACCUCCGAAGUCCACAACUGGACAGUGGAUCACACGGUGGAGUGGUUGAAGGAUUCCGUGGAGCUGCCGCAGUACGAGAAGCACUUCCGGGACUUCAGAGUCACGGGGAACACUUUACCUCGAAUAGCGGCAAAUGAACCGUCGUUUAUGUCGAUGCAGCUGAAGAUAUUAGACCAGCGGCAUAAACAAAAGCUAAAUCUAAAGGCACUAGAUGCAGUGCUUUUUGGUCCUCCUCUACGUCCUCAACACAACUGGUUGAAAGACUUUGUCCUGAUGGUUUCCAUAGUGAUCGGUGUCGGGGGCUGCUGGUUUGCCUACGUGCAGAACAAGUCCAGCAAGGUGCACAUCUCUCAGAUGAUGAAGGAUCUAGAGAGCCUGCAAAACGCUGAGCAAAGCCUCUUAGACCUGCAGAGCCGGCUGGAAAAGGCUCAGGAGGAAAACCGGACGGUGGCCGUGGAGAAGCAGAACCUGGAGCAGAAGAUGCGUGAUGAGAUCAACGGGGCCAAGACGGAGGCUCACAGGCUGCGAGAGCUGAGGGAGGGCGCUGAAUGUGAACUCAGCCGCCUCAAAUAUGCAGAAGAAGAGCUUGUACAGGUGCGAAAGGCCCUAAAGCGAGCCGAGAAGGAGAUGCAUUCGGAGCGCUCGGUGCCUGAGGCUCUGCAGAAGUGGCUCCAGCUCACACACGAGGUGGAGGUCCAAUACUACAACAUCAAGAAGCAGAGCGCUGAGUUCCAGCUGUGCGUCGCCAAAGAGGAGGCAGAGAAAAUAAAGAAGAAAAGAGGUUCUGUGUUUGGAACCCUUCACGUAGCCCACAGCUCAUCACUGGAUGAGGUGGACCACAAGAUACUAGAGGCAAAGAAAGCCCUGUCCGAGGUCACAGCGUGCCUGAGGGAGCGUCUGCACCGCUGGCAGCAGAUCGAGAAGCUCUGCAACUUCCCCGUGGUCAACAACUCGGGGCUGCCCAGCCUGACGGCCAGCCUCUACUCCGACCACAGCUGGGUGGUCAUGCCGAGAGUCUCCGUGCCACCCUACCCCAUCGCCGGAGGCGUGGACGACCUGGACGAGGACACGCCUCCCAUCAUUCCGCAGUUCACAACGGCCACGUUGAUCCGGCCCUCGCUGACCCGCAGCAGCAGCCUGUGUCGGUCCCGUCGGAGCCUGCUGAGCUCCCCCCAGUCCUCGCUGAUGUCCCCGGACCCUGACCUGCUCUCCAUGGCCAGCUCGUCCCUCUCCUAUCGUCCCGAGGCAGACGACGAACAUAUCAUGUUCAGCUCGGAUAGGAGGGGGUACGUAGCGGUGGCCGGGACGCCGCGGAAUGGUUUUACAGUUUGGACUCACAGGGACCCGUCUCAGGAGUGCUGCUCCGACACAGACUCUCUCAGCUCCUCCAUGAGCCGCAAGCAGCUGCACAACCCCUGCACGCCGGGCUCGGACACCCCGUACCGCAAGAUCUCCCGCGAGGAGCUGAUGCUGUUCACCCAGAGGGAGAGCAUGGAGCUCCCCGCCUCCACCUGCACCACCCACACCGCCAGCAGCAGCAGCAGCAGCAGUCUCAGGGACUCCACGCCUCCUCCUCCUCUGCCUCCGACCCCGGCCAGCACCCCCUCCGGUCCACCCUCCACCUCUCCUUCCCCGGCAUUGGAGCACCACCCGUUCCCACACAGAGGCUCGCCAGACAUCACCCGCACCAUCCCCGAGUCCCAAAGCAUGACCUUCUCACAGGGGAACGCCACCUCUCCGACGGGCAAGGGCACGUACAACGGCAUCCUGGAGAAGUCCUACAGCUACAGCCAGCUGCCCGCCAGCAUGCUGCCCAACAAGGGCCGCAAUCCGUCCCUCACCUCCCUGGACUCGGAGGGCCGGAGCGUGGGACGGGAUUACAAGCUCCAGAGCGCCUCUUCCCAGGACUCCAGUGACAAUGGAGAGAAAAUCAAGCGCUCCUCCUCUAAAAUCAAAAGCUUAUUUAAGAAAAAGAAAUAAAACUAGAGUACGAGAGAAAUAAAUCAGAUAUAAAGAGUCGUUUUAGCCCCAAUAUAAUAAAAAAAAUGAACAUCACUGUAAGCUAAAACAUCUUCUCUGGUCUUCUUUUUGUCGUCAAAGAUGGAAUGUAGCUCAGUCUGGGGGCCUCUAAACGCCUCAGACUGGUAGCCUUAUUUUUCAAUAAUGCCUUUUUAUUUAGUUCACUCACAGCCUCACAGGGAAACCUGCAAGGGCCAAGGAAAGGUCAAAGAAAGGUCACGAUGGUUGUCGUCCAGACAGCGUAGACACUUGACCUGCUCACUGUUCGUUUUGGUUUGAACCAAAAAAUGUGUAAGGGGUCUAAAGGUGCAGUCCACAAAUACAUGUGUAUUGUUUAGCACAGAAUGAAGUUCCUACUGGAAGUACUUUAAUCACACUUUCAGUCGGAACAGCGUCUCUUGCAUAUCAUCAGAAAAAAGGUCAUAAAGACAGAGAUUUGAUCACUUCUCUUCAAAGUGUCCGAACUCCUCCUCCCUGCUCAGAUUAUGGAUUGCAUUUUACGAAGUGUUUGAGUCCUAAACUCACCUACUUGAAAAAAAAACCCUGCUAAGUGUGUUGCACUACUGCUUUCCUGGUAUUUUAGGAAAGCGCCGCUGCUUGCGGAGUACAUAUUGAAUAAAGAUAGAGAUGAGAGGAAGUCAUGGGCAGCGGCAGUGGAGAAGCAGCACAUAAUGCCAGAGCCAAAAUGAUCUGACGCGUCUUCACUGCCAGUGCUUAUGGACGUCUCAAUAUAUAUAAAUAUAUAUAUAUACUUUGUUUUCACAUGAUUAUGUUCUUAUAGAUGUUUUUAAAUAGAUUUUUAUUGGCGGGGGUUCCUAAUGUAUGAACUGAGCUUUACGGAGGAGAGUUUAAUGAAUAUGCAGAUUUAACCCGCACCAGUCAUUUGCCCUAUAAUCUAGCUGUCCCUUUUUACUUGAUUAACUGUGUCCUGUAGCCAUAUCAACUACAUUAUUUGUCUUAAAUACAUCGUCGUCCCCCCAUUUAAAAUGUAGUGUCACUACCAGAUUACGGUCGAUUUGUCUGUGCAAAUUAUUCUUUUUGUGGUUGGAGUGCCAUAUUCACAUUUAAGGAGACCCAAGUGCCAGGAUGUCGGUCUCUACUGUACGUCUGUUUCCAGGAUUAAAGAAACACUAAGGAUUAUCUGUUUGAAAAAAGGAACUAUUUGAUCCAAAUGUCAUUGAUACACCCCCCCACAUCACACACUAAGCUCGAAGCCGACCCAUGCAAUACGGUCCCUGUUCCUUUUCCCCACCUUCUGGGCCUGCACCGAGCGCACUGAUGUCAAAGCUCCUGCUUCACACUGUGAUUUCUGCCUUCUUUCCCCUUCAUCCUGGACCUGGCUGCAGCGUAACACGACGGGGGUCACGUUAAAAAAACAAAAACGUGACGCGACAAAAUGUCAGGGGGGUGAUGCUGUGUACGAGGUGUGUCUGGGGGAGGAUCCAGGGGCCUCUGUUUUUAGAAAAAAAUAAGAAAGUUGUGGCGAUACAGCACACAAUGAAGGAAAUACAAGACAGAACUGCAAGAGGAGGAUAUAUGAAUGUUUACGAGACAUUAGGGUUUUUUUGAGAACAUUGUGUGUGAAUAUUUGUAUACUGUAGAAUUAAUAAUAAAAAAAUGGAGGCAUUGGA
Molecule: messenger RNA, 4714 nt
Organism: Eleginops maclovinus (Patagonian blennie)
Lineage: Eukaryota; Metazoa; Chordata; Actinopteri; Perciformes; Eleginopidae
Gene: stim2b
Product: stromal interaction molecule 2b
Exons: 13
Coding region: 696-3044 (782 amino acids)
Biological process (GO): store-operated calcium entry; intracellular calcium ion homeostasis; activation of store-operated calcium channel activity
Cellular component (GO): plasma membrane; endoplasmic reticulum
Molecular function (GO): calcium ion binding; calcium channel regulator activity; protein binding
Source: RefSeq, a predicted model, not a curated record